Gryllus bimaculatus (two-spotted cricket) is the source of this 270-nucleotide messenger RNA. The record is from the annotation of a GenBank genome assembly. Lineage: Eukaryota; Metazoa; Arthropoda; Insecta; Orthoptera; Gryllidae.
AUGCCGCGCCUCUUCGCGCACCGCGCUAGUCGACUGAGCGACUCUGCUCGCGCGCUCGGCGGAACCGCCGCACCCACCACGCCCCACUCCGCUCCGCCCCUCCCCCCGCGCCGCGUCACGGCGACGCUGUCGAGGCCCGCGCUAUCGAGCGCCCGCCGGAAGUGGGUGCCGUGUCCGCCGGAAGCGCCCGCGAGCGCGGUGGCUGGCUUGGACUGCGCGGUGCCCGCGGGUCACCUUGAAAGAGCAGCUGUUCCCAUUCGCUGGGCAUAA